AUGUCUACUGGGGCCUCUGGAUCUCCAGAGUCUGCCCGCCCGCGAGGAGUAAGCUCCCCAAGGCCCCAGGCUCGCUCUGCGGGCAUGGCCGAAAGGGCUCCCCGGAAUGAAAGUCUAACGGAUCUUGUACGCUUUUUUCAAACUCAGAAUGCUCCUGCGGAAAGCACUACUGCCCUGCCGACUUUUCUAUCACCCGAGAGACCGACGCCGGUCCCCGAGGAGGAGGUCACAAAAGAGCUGAAGCCUUUGCAUCGACGCCUACUUCAGUUUACCCAACGCCAGAAAAAGGAAACGACGCCAAAAACUAAGAAGGAGGAUAACCAGCGACAAAUCGAGGCUCUUCAGCGAGAAGGGUAUCUUCUCCCUGCAGCUCCCAAGCGAAGGGAUUCAAAGGGUAGUCUUGAAAGAACUCUGUCAAGAACUUCCAAGACUUCCAAAUCAUCAAAGUCGUCCAAGAUGCAAGACGUCGAAAACAUCGGCCGACCAUGGCUCGAUAAUAAAGGACACAGCAAGACGUCUUCAACAGACACCAGAAGCCGCUUGGCCUCAUUGGACCUCAGUGACUUCGGAUCUCUGGUGGAUGUCGCAGUUUCCAUGACGGAUUUCAAUGAUCCUUCGCCUCCACCUUAUCAAUCCUCGAUUGCAGGCAGGCCUGCAGCAAAGAGUGACAUGAGCGUGAACCUAACCCCGGCAUCUGAGCUUCCGACCCCAGUCUCGUCGCAGACUCGCUCCACCAGCACCGAUCCCUCGAUCUCGUCGACAUCCGUCGUCGCUACCCAGGGAAGUGGCCCGAAGAGUGAUCACACCCGGCAGCCUUCAAUUUCCAGCAAUUCAAGCGUUCGCAUUAUCGAUCAAGUCGUGGCGCCCUCCCUGACUAGCUCCAAGAGCGAACCAGCCAGUCUCGACAAAGUGGGAUCAUCGGACCAAUCUAUUAGCAGCGUGUCAAAGCCAGAUCAGAGCACAGAGCCUUCUAGAUCAAGUAUGGACACUUCGACCGCCAGUGCAAUUAGGAAUCCCUCACAGCACUCCCUCAAAUUGUUCCCUGAUGUUGCACCACCGCGUAUCUCCAGCAAGAAUGCAUGGCGACUAUCGUCGGUACCUCAAUACCAAAGGCCUCCUAGCCUAGCGCCCUCGGUCAAGUCAAACCUUUCAAUCGAGGCUAAGGAUCUCAUCAAGCCUACCGAAGAAAAGAUACAGAAGCCAAAGACUCCACCAAUCACCACGAAAGUUGAAGUUGAAGCUGAGAUUGAAGAUGCUGCUCAAUGCUCUGGCGCUCUCGCAACACCAGAAACCUCUGUCGAAAAACCCACCCAAGAAACUGUUGUUUCGAACGCCGUCGACAAAAUUAAGAGCAAACCUCGACCCACGUCGUUGGCCCUGGGUACCCUCCAGGCCUUCCCUCUUCCGGCGCCGACAAGGCCGCUGCCGUCCAUUCCCAAGCCUUCGCGUGCACCACCCGCAACCCCCGAUAAAUCCCGCCUCACAGUACAGAUGGCUCGGCAGAAGGCAAAGGGGAUGGAUUUACCCCCUGGUCAGCCUUCGCCCAUCGCAGAGGAUCCCCAUGAGCCGGAAAGUCAAGAAACCCGGUCUGCAACCGCGUUAGAUUUUGUUGGUGAGGCAGACUCGGUCGUGGAUGAUGGCAGUAGUCAGUCGCCUGCUUCAAUUGAGCGACCACAUUCGGCAUCACCAGAACAACAAGGACCUCGGAAGCGCGCUUCCAGCGUACGUAUUCCUAAGAUGCAGGAUCUUGUGGAGUCAAGCAGUCCAGAAGGAGAACCACUCGCAGAUUCGCCUGUUCUAGGCCAAAUGACACCGAGCAAGCAUCGUGGAAAGCGAGCUUCUCGCAAGGUUCUCCAGAUCGACCCAAAUGUCGACCGCAAAAAUCUCCCCUUUGGCCUUCCUUCUCCUCCACCAAGUGGAGCCCUUCCUCCCGAUCCAUCUUUACAAACAUCAAAUCACCGCAUCAAAGCCCAGAGGAACAUCACUGCUCCAUCGGGACAAUCUGCCAGAUCCUUGGAGGCGCCAUUCGGUCCUGCACACCACCGAGCCUCGAUGGUCUCACGCAGCAGCAGCUCUCGCAGUAGCCUCCGCCACGAGAGUAUCCCCGAGUCUUAUGAGCCUAGUCGAGCGGAGUCCCCACUUCCAUCCUCCGACGAUGAAGGGUUUGGCCCAGCUGCAGACACCAUCCGGCCUCGCCGCCAGGCUGAAAAACAACCUAAGCGUGCUCAUCCCGCCCGCCACAAAUAUGACACGGUGGACGGACGCACCGGACACACUCGGCUGCGAUAUCCUCUCCCAAUGCGGUCUCAAACACCUCAAGGUCGCAGCAGUCGUGACCUUGACCACCUCGCGUCCCCCAGUUCAAUCAACUCAGAAUCCACAUACCGCUCUCGAGAACCUCGAAGCAGUCGCCAUAUGCAACAAGAGCCCAACCAAUUUCUCGAAGACCGCGUCGCCAACCUGGAACGGCAGAAUCAAAUCCUGCAAGCCGCUCUCCUCGCUGCCCUCAACGCAGGCGUGAAGGACGGCGGAAUGAUGGACGGCUUGCAGGCUGCACUUUCUCCUCUGUCAGCUGCACCUCAAAACCCUUACCAGCGUCAAAGUCGAUACCAGCAGCAGCCGCAGUAUAGCUCCCGGCCGGAGAGCUGGGUUAGCUCUUCUCGCAGCAGUGAUAACAGUGGUUUCGAAACUCCGGGCUCAGUGCGAGACAGCCGGGCGAACAUUCGCCAGCUGGAUAACAUGAUCGAAGAUAUCGAGGCUGGCUGGCUGUCUGAUAAGUCGAGUAUGAGUGGGCCACCUCGCAUGGCUCGGAAUCGCUGA
Messenger RNA from Penicillium cosmopolitanum, 2820 nucleotides. RefSeq lists its product as uncharacterized. Bases 1 to 2820 code for a protein of 939 amino acids. Lineage: Eukaryota; Fungi; Ascomycota; Eurotiomycetes; Eurotiales; Aspergillaceae. The transcript has a single exon. The record is from RefSeq and is a predicted model, not a curated record.